AUGGGCGAUGACGAGGCUCCAUGCACUUGGGACUGCUUUCGGCGGGCGUCCAUGCUUGAGCCGCUCGCACAGCAGGUGUUUGCACAGGGCGUCGCCGGCGACUUCGUUGAGGCUGGCGUAUACCAGGGCGGCCUCAGCAUCUUCAUGGCUGCACUCCUGCACGUCAAUGGCCAGCUCGGGCCCCGGAGGAUGUGGCUCGCUGACUCUUUCCGUGGCAUGCCGCCGCUCGACUACAGCAAAGAUGCGAGCGAGCGGGCGAGGCUGGCAGCGGACGACACGUUCGCGGAGGGGAGCCUGUCAGCUAGCCAGACGCUGGUGGAAUGGCACCUCUCCCGCGUCCUCGGCGAUCUCGACCGUGAGGCGUCGUCGCUCGGCGCAGCAUCCGUGGGGAGGCGUGAGCGGCUCAGGGCGAGGGCUGGCUUGUCGGGGCCACCGCGUGCGCAUCGGUUCAGCUGGGGUGAUGGCGUAGCCCGGCAGCGGUGCUCACGAGGCCGCUUCGCCUGCCUAAACCGCCAUGACUCCGAUGGCGUGCGGAUGCUCCCGGGCUUUUUCAAUGAGACGCUGCCAGGCCCCAUUGAGCGCAUCGCGAUGCUCCGGGUGGAUGCGGACACAUUCACAUCGAUCGACGAGGCGGCCAUUCCGUACCAUCGAUCCUAUGGCUUUCUGGCGUAA
This is a messenger RNA of Emiliania huxleyi CCMP1516, 672 nucleotides long. RefSeq lists its product as hypothetical. The coding region runs from base 1 to 672 and encodes 223 amino acids. The transcript is spliced from 3 exons. The record is from RefSeq and is a predicted model, not a curated record. Lineage: Eukaryota; Haptophyta; Isochrysidales; Noelaerhabdaceae.